Molecule: messenger RNA, 1578 nt
Organism: Penaeus monodon (black tiger shrimp)
Lineage: Eukaryota; Metazoa; Arthropoda; Malacostraca; Decapoda; Penaeidae
Exons: 7
Coding region: 460-1470 (336 amino acids)
Source: RefSeq, a predicted model, not a curated record
GCCUCUCAGACACCAGUGUUUGAUUAGAAUAUUAUUACAACUUCUGUCUAUGUAAAUACUGGUACUUAACUAUUUUUAAAGGUGUUAUUUGAGACUUUAUUGGAAAUAUAACUGCUCAAAGGAACAACAACCUCCCCUGAGAUUAUUUUCCGUACCUUCUUUAGAUAUACUGAUAUCCUCCAAGACGUCGAGAAAAAAACAACGAAAUCAAACACUUACUUUUCUUAAUCAGUGUCACGCGAAACAAGAACGACCCGAAAAGUAUAAUUACACCGAAAAAACAACAAAACUCAGUGAAUUAAGAAAGAAAAACAUAAUACACAAGAAGGAUUCAUUGGGAUUCGCUUUUCGUGCUUCGUGAGUUUUCGAUACAAGGGUCGGAUUUUUUCUCCUUGUGAACCAAACAACAGCAGAGUGGAGACCAUUCUAGCCGAUCCAGUAUCAUUUGGAGUGGACAGGAUGAUCGUGAUAUCAACGCACUCACAGUCUGUUAAGAACGCGAGGCCUAGCCCCUCAACCAGGAGCCUCCAGACGUCGCAGCAAGUGACCAAUUUCACCAUGACGAUCCUCAUGGGCCUCAUACUGGUGGUGGCUGUCUACUUCUCCGUCGCCAAGUUCCAGACUAAUGUGCCGGAGUAUGAGGCGACGCUCAAAGAGGUUUGUCGGACGUCAUACUUGCCUCGCCUGCAGUAUAAGGGAGUCGAGAGCUUCUUCGAGUAUUUGCUGAAUCCAGAUAAAAGCUUUUGUACAUCGUGGGUGGAUUUUAGCAAAGAGAACAAGACAGUUAAUCGGGUACGACGCGACAACCACUACGGACGGUAUGUGUGUGCUAACCCUGGGGAUGACGGAGAGGGCGAAUCCUGUCUUGUUUACUACUUCACUGUGGUUGAUAAUGAACAGUUCAAGAAGGACAUGGACAAGCUUACAUGCCACGUUCACGAAAUUGUUGACAAGUUGAAGAAGGAAGUGGAGGAAUCAGAGAAAUGGCCGAGAAGACACCCGUGGCAGAUUUCGGAGAUAUCCUACGACAAAGUCCUCCCCAGGGGCUCGGUCAAACACCGUCGGUCUCUGAAGGACAUCGUGACCUCUCUUGGGCACGUCGGGCGCAAGGUCAGGUUCCUAAGAGCUGAUCUUCUGGGACAGGAGUGGACGCUGCUUCGUCAGGUGGUGACGAAUUAUAAUAUGAUUAAUGUCCGCCAGAUCAGCGUUGGUUUGCAUAUACCCUUGAGUGUGAAUCAACUGACGAUGGAAGAACGGAAACGAUAUUUUGAAGACUUGUAUAAGGUGUUCGAGGGACUGGCAUGUCUAGGUUACAAACACGUUCGAGUCGAAGGGAUCGAGACAGACAGAAGCCGUUUAGUCGUUCCUGAAAUGGACGGUGCGACCCUCCCUUCCUUUUUCGAGGUCUACUGGGUCAAGGCAGCUCCUCAGACUGAUGGAAGUAAUGAUGGCCAUUAUGUUUAUUAUUAAAUGGUGCCAAGUCGAUGUAAUUACGUGUGUGUGUGUUGUGUUGUGUGUGAAGUUGUUAUUAAUAUCAGCUGUUAAUUUAAGUACAUAUUAAAGAUAACCUAUACAGUA